CAUGAUUCUGACGAACUCACUCCCAGCUCGAUCUUUCUUGUCUUUUUGGAUCCCGCCUCGAAGGAAGGACACAGCAUUCAGUCAGACGAAAUUUCCCUGGAUUUCGUUGACAGCUUGCUUAAAUUAUCGUUUUAUAUUUUUUAAUUUCUUUCAUACAUGUGGGGUGUGUGUAAAGUUUCUGUUCGUCGCCGUUUAUUCGUGUACUGAAACGCAAUUUUGUAACGAGAUACGUCUAUCCAUGCUAUCAACUGACUUUGAAUGCUGUUGAAUCGAAUGUCAUUGGGCUAGGAAGAAAUCGUCGUAUAAGAAGAUUAUAUUUUGUUACCAACUGCGUAUUAUUCACAUUAUAGUUUGACAGAACUAAUUUGGGAAGUUUUCAAAAUACAUACAGCAACAGUUUAUUUACUGUCGAUCGUGUAUUAUUGUGUGUCCUUAUCGUCUCUUGUUGCGUAAACUAUCCGAUUUUGAAAUUUACUAUUGCAAAACAACUUUAAUUCUGGUUACUAUUGCAUAACAAUCGUAAAUGGAGAAGAUCUUAUCCAAAUUAGAAGACAAACAACGUGAACUUCAUGGCAAGAAAGGACGAGUAAGUUGAUCAAGUGUGACGAAUUGAACUUGCUUGUGUGGCAACUACGAUAAGAGAUUUAUUGAUAUUUUAAUAUAAAUUGACUUCUCUUUCUGCUUUUUAGAUUAUAGUAUCAUGGAAUAGAUUUGCUCGUUCAGUUCGAGAGGCUGUUGAGUUUUACACCGAAGCCAAACAGGUAUAAAGCUUUGUGCAGUUGAAUUUUUUAAUACAAUAUCGGUUUUGAAAUGCUUAACAUUCAAGCGACAAACAUGUCUCUUCAAAUUUGAAAAGUAAACAGUAGCUAUACGUCUGAAGGCGUGUGGUCGUCAUAUUCCAUUUUCUGGUGGGGAAAUUGUGCAUAAAUUCUUGUAGAGACAUGAGAUUAUUCAAAUGAAUGCUUAGAUCCGUUUUAAAACAAAAACUAGUGAUCUGUGUCGUCAAAAUUGAAGUAAAAAUCUAACAACAGUAAAACUACUUUUUAAAUAAUUAAUAUGUUUGAAUCUGUCGCGUAUGACAACAAGUCUUGACUAUUCUCAGUUCGAAGAAUAUGGCUUUAAAAAUUAAUUUUGAUUGAUUUUACCGCUUUGUGCAUUGCUAAUUCACACUGAUUGUUCUGGAGAAAAUUAAUAUUGUCCUUGAGCUAGCGGCAUCUGAAAAAACACUCUUCGAAAAGAUAUGACUAAUUGUAAACAUUUAAUAUGUAACCGUUGUUGUGGGUAAAUGUUUUAGCCUAAAAUGUUAGUAGAUAAUUUUCUUGAAGAACGUUUUGUCUGUGGAUUUAAUUAAAUGUGCCCUGCUGUUUCAGAGAGGAAAGCAAGUUCCUUCUUGUCUGCAUGAUAGCUGUUUUGUUGAAAUCACCUUGCCUAACCUUGUUGUAACAUCAUACCCUAUCAAUCAGCACAAGCUGACCUUGGUAUUUUAAUGUAUUAAAAUGUCAAGCGAUAGGGUGAAAUUGAGGAAGCCUAUCUUGUUAGGAGACAAAAUUAUGUCCAAAGCAGACAAAAUUAUGAACAUCACAAUUUAAGAAGAAUGGUUGCAAUGACAAUGGAAGUUGGCACACAAUAACAAAUGCUCAUAAGAAACAAGAAUUGAAACAAGCAGAAAUAUAUAGAAUUGUGGCAUGCACACAUCAAAGCGACACACCAAAACAAAUCGAUCUCUCAACAUAUAUAUGGGGAGGGGAAACAUCAAUACAAUCACGGAAUUCAAUCUUCGGUUGGGGGAUUACAAAUUUUAGCAAGCGUUUUUAGUUUGUCUGUUUUUAAUGUUAUUUGAAAAAAACUGAUUAAGAACAAGCUGUUUGAAACAUAGUUUCUAAAUUUUAAUUUUUAUAGUUUUCAAAGUUUUUAACAUUUUAAUUUCGAUAGCCUCAUUAAAAGAUAUUUUACCCAUUGAGUGCUAGUGCUCUCCCCUUGAUGAGUAAAAUCACCUGGCAUUAGACAGUGAAAUAACAAAGUAGUUUACAUUGGGCAGCAAAUGCAACUUAAUGGUUAACUAGACACAUGGGCAGAUAGUCUGAUUAAUCUCUCCUCUUUACAAGUAAAAUUGUGUGCCGUUUAAUAGACAGAGUAAAAUAAUAAAGUAGGGUGCAAGGGAGCCACUGGUUGGGUUGGAUUUUUAAAGGCAUUAAAGUUUGAAAUAUGAGAGAUUCAUCAUGAGAGUUCCAGAAAACAUAUAUGUUAGUCCUCAAAAUGUUAAAUUAUUCUUAAUACAAGUUUGCUUGAGAAAACCUUGUUUUUAUCUGCCAUUAUUCAAACACUAGCCCUGAAUGUUUCAGGCUACAAGCAGGCUAUUCAAACACUUAUUGGGAACAGUUGUCCCCCCCCCCCAAUCUAGUUUGUAUUAAUAUGUAAAUUGCAAAAUAUAUGUAAUGAUACAUUCAGGCAGAGAGAAUUAGAACUUACCAAACAUUGAAAAACUUAAGCUUGAAGAAAUUUGACUUCUGCAAGUUUGUGUUAACAACCAGUAUUCUAGACUCGAACCCAGCCUAAACUAAACUAUACUGUUGAAAGGAAAUGCCUUGUUUGAGUAAGCAUUGAAACCAGCUGUUCAUAUCAACAUUUUUGUGUCACCAUGGUCCCAGGUGUCAGAAUGCUGCACAAAUACAAGCAAUGAUGCCAGUAAUUAGACCUAAAACAAGCUGAAACAUGUCUGAACUCCUCUCAGAUAUUGGGAAUAGUCUUGUUUAUACUGUAAUCCUAGCUACAUGUGAUCAAGUUCAGAAUAUGUGUGUCAACGAAGGGCACAAGCUGUUUAUGUUGGUAUGAACAAAUUUGACUGAAAUUUAUUGCAGUUAAUUAACUGUGGUUUAAUAAUUUAAAAUAGAUGGGCGAGAGAAUUCCAAAGUUUCUUGGUAUCCUGGUCAAAUAUUUUAUGCUUUGCAUCCGUAUGCAUGUAAUAAUUAACAUUCUUUUGUGGUAUAAACCAUUGGCAUUGGUUCAAUAUAUGUGAAAGAGAUUCUUUUAGAGUUUUACAGUGAUGUGAUUUUUUGUAUUUUUACUGUAGGCUGAAUUGUAUGCCUGGGCUCAAAGUCUUCCAGACCAAGCCAGAAGAACAGUUUCCAAAGUUCCAUUCCGAAGUCUUUUCCUGGCCAUAACUCCAUAUUUGAUGUAUCUAUUAUUGUUUUCAAACUACAAGGUUAUUCGAAAGUUACUUGGCCUCACUCUUGUUCCAAAACCAAACAUGCACUUUUGUCCAUCGUUGGAACUGUUAAUAUUCCGCUGUUUUCCUCAUCAAAUUUUAGCAAAGUUUGCAAACCCUGUAUUUGACUUUCUUGCUGCAAUUCCAUAUUUAAUUCAUUUUCCACUGCCAGUGCUUAUGAUUCUACAUAAACUUGUGGACAAACGUCGUAGAUCAACUCUCUUGUUUUACGUGUGGAUUGCCGGAUGGUGCAAUUUUCUUGGUGUGUUUAUCCAGUUUGUGUUCCCUACAGCUCCACCAUGGUACAUGGAUAGCGUUGUAUUUAGUCCCCAAGGUUCAGAGUUGAAAGCUGGUUAUAAUGAAGCUGGAUUUCAUAGACUUGAUGCCAUACUUGGUUUUCCAUUGUUUCAUAAACUUUAUUCAGCAUCACCAGUCAAGUUUGGAGCAUUUCCAUCAUUACAUGUGGCAUGGCCAACAAUUGUUUUAGUUAGCGACCCAUGGGUCAGUGAACGUUUUGCUAAAUUACAUGUACUGUGGAUAACUUGGGCUGCACUGUAUUCAAAUCACCAUUAUGGUGUUGAUGCAAUCGGCGCAAUCAUAAUGGUUUUCACUGUACGAUUUUUUGCUGGGCUUUGGAGUCCAUUUUGCCAUCAUCUCACAAGUCUCACAAGUAGUAGUAGAAACAAUAGUUAUUCAAAUUUAUUGCAAGUCUAAUUAAAUUACCAUGCUGAAAGGUCUUCUCUUUGGCAGACCUUGGCAUAUAGAGACACUAUAAACUGAUCAACUGUUAGAAAGUAUUUCCAGUUAGUUUAUUAGAACAAUUUCAUUUGUUGCAAUCAUGAAGACUGACAUCACAAUGAUUUAACUUUGUUUUGUAAUAUAGGGAAUGUACAUGUUAGCCACGUAGAUAAAUUUAAUUAAACAUGG
Molecule: messenger RNA, 4132 nt
Organism: Paramuricea clavata
Lineage: Eukaryota; Metazoa; Cnidaria; Anthozoa; Malacalcyonacea; Plexauridae
Source: the annotation of a GenBank genome assembly